Messenger RNA from Glossina fuscipes, 2796 nucleotides. It is a transcript of the gene Nhe1, whose product is annotated as sodium/hydrogen exchanger 8. Gene Ontology annotation, molecular function: sodium:proton antiporter activity. Gene Ontology annotation, biological process: regulation of pH; proton transmembrane transport; sodium ion transport. The coding region runs from base 402 to 2543 and encodes 713 amino acids. NCBI's taxonomy places the organism in Eukaryota, Metazoa, Arthropoda, Insecta, Diptera, Glossinidae. The record is from RefSeq and is a predicted model, not a curated record. The transcript is spliced from 2 exons. Gene Ontology annotation, cellular component: membrane; Golgi apparatus.
GGUACGACCAACGAAGGUUAUUUUUCUUUCUUUCUUCCUUUUCCUUUAAUGCAUUCCUAUCAAACAAGUAUAAACACAAGCAUGCGCUCACGAUAGCAAUGCAUUGUUUUUUUUUUCGAAAAUAAUCACAUAUGUCUUUCUUAAUAAGCUCAUAUAUAGCAAGUUUUAAAACAUGUGACUCUUUGGUUUGCUGGGUUACCGGGAUACAAGCAAAAAAAAAGCAAUCAACUGUUUUUUGUAACCAUAUGUUUCUUGUCAUUAUAAAAUUUAAUUGUGAUUAUUCAUAAAGUUAAUUUAGUUUUCUAGUGCUGACUGAUAUGUGAAAAUUAAUUAUUUGGAGUGAGAAAUUGUAAAUCGUUGAAUGGGAAAUUAGCCGAAGUAUUAGGAAAUUGGAAGAGUAAAUGUUUUACUUAACGAAAAUGAAUAUCGAAAGAAAAACGUUUAUAAGUUUGAUAGUGUUAGCUGUGUGUGUUUUAAGUGCUUGCGUAAAAGGCGAGGGCCAAGAGCCUUCCGCCCAAUCGGCUUUGCCCAUAAAUAUUGUAACAAAUCAAGGGCAAAAGAAUAUAUCUGAGGUAGCUGUAAGACCUGUAGAAUUGUCAACGAAUACAACAAAUGAAAGGACCAACUUAACGUCGAAUGAAGUUGGGACAAUCAAUAAUACAAAAUCAGCCAAUGAACAUGUCAUUAGUGAUAUUAAAAUAAAUAAAAAAGUCAACAAUAAUAAUGAAAAAAUAGUACCAAGAGUAACUGAUGACCCCAAAAAUCCGACAAACAAUGGAUCGACAACAACUGUGGCUCCUGCUACUAAUUCUACGCAGAAUUCGACGUCAGCAGUAACCGAACCGCCUUUGCCUGAUCACCAUGCAGUGGAACAGGAACACAAUUCGUCCCUCUCCUUGUUUUUCGUUAUUUGCGUUAUUAUGCUGGGCAUUCUACUGAUUCACUUUAUGUUACAAACUGGUUUUCAAUAUCUUCCCGAAAGUAUUGUUGUAGUAUUCCUAGGCGCUUUAAUCGGUCUCUUCCUUAAAGUCAUGACAGGGGAAAAUGCCAGUUGGAAACGAGAAGAAGUAUUUUCGCCUACCGGCUUCUUUUUGGUUCUACUACCACCAAUUAUUUUUGAAUCGGGUUACAAUCUUCAUAAGGGUAACUUCUUUCAAAAUAUUGGCUCAAUUUUAGUGUUUGCCAUUUUUGGAACAACUAUAUCAGCUUUAGUCAUAGGGGCCGGAAUAUACCUUUUGGGCUUAGCUGAAGUAGCUUAUCGUCUAAAUUUUUCGGAAUCAUUUGCCUUUGGUUCUCUUAUUUCGGCAGUGGAUCCCGUUGCCACAGUAGCCAUAUUUCACGCAUUGGACGUUGAUCCUGUACUGAACAUGUUGGUUUUUGGUGAGAGUAUACUAAAUGAUGCUAUUUCCAUUGUUUUAACUACUACUAUCACGCAAUCGGCGAACAGUCGUGCUUAUGUCCAAGGAACUACCGGUGAAGCCAUAUUCUCGGCGUUAAAAACAUUCUGCGAAAUGUUUUUUGCCUCUGCUGGCAUUGGGGUGAUAUUUGCUUUAAUUUCUGCUUUAUUACUUAAGCAUAUCGAUCUGAGAAAGCAUCCUUCUUUGGAGUUUGCCUUUAUGCUAAUGUUUACCUAUGCUCCCUACGUUUUGGCUGAGGGCAUUCAUCUUAGCGGAAUAAUGGCCAUAUUAUUCUGUGGUAUAGUGAUGUCCCAUUACACUCAUUUUAAUUUAUCCACUGUUACACAGAUUACUAUGCAACAAACCAUGCGUACUCUAGCUUUUAUAGCCGAAACUUGCGUGUUCGCUUAUCUCGGUUUGGCGAUUUUCUCAUUUAAACAUCAAGUAGAAUUGUCCUUUGUCAUUUGGGCUAUUGUCCUUUGCCUAAUAGGAAGAGCCUGUAACAUUUUUCCUUUAGCUUAUGUGGUAAAUAAAUUUCGUGAGCAUAAAAUCACAAGCAAAAUGCAAUUUAUUAUGUGGUUUUCUGGCUUAAGAGGAGCCAUUUCCUAUGCUUUGUCUUUGCAUCUCGACUUAUCAAGUGACGAGACACGCCACGUUAUUAUUACCACUACUUUGAUUAUAGUGUUGUUCACUACAUUAGUAUUCGGUGGAUCUACGAUGCCUCUGCUAAAAUAUUUAAAGCCGGGAAAAAGACGGUCGCGUCUUUCUAGGGGAAAUGUCGUUGAAGGACCUAGAAAACGCAGCGGUUCUCGCAAACGUGCCAAAUCGAUAUCAUUAUCGAAAACUCGCGAAUGGGGUCAAGCCAUUGAUUCAGAACAUUUAUCCGAGUUAACCGAAGAAGAAGACGUUUCAUUUGCGCAAACUCGGAUCGACGGCUUCGGUCGUUUAGAUCGUAAAUAUUUUAUACCUUUUUUUACGCGCCGUUUCAACAGUCAAGAAUUGCACGAGUGCAAAUCCCAAAUGGCCGAUUUAACUAAUAAAUGGUAUCAAGCUAUACGUGUCAGUCCUAUUGAUUCCGAUGAUUCAGAUGAGGAAAUGGGUUUAUCAUCAAGUACAAGUCAAGCUACUUUAAGUGCUCGCACAUAAAUAUGUUCUUAAAAUAAACUGAAAUUAUUUUUGCACACAUACACGUGCACAUGAGAGCUGUGAAUAGAGAAAAUAAGUGCAAUAUUUUAAAAAGUCAAGAAGGUGGCACUUUCUGCUAAUUUAAAUGGUAUUGGAUUUGCCGAAUUUUCAAGGACGUCUUUUAAGGUUUAAUAAUAAAGAAAAACAAAAAGUCGAAGUUAAAAGUCAAAAGCUUGAAAGUUUUAUUUAAAAAAAAUACCUCUUUGAUAUGUGA